Molecule: messenger RNA, 1532 nt
Organism: Lepus europaeus (European hare)
Lineage: Eukaryota; Metazoa; Chordata; Mammalia; Lagomorpha; Leporidae
Product: caspase-13-like
Exons: 8
Coding region: 70-1104 (344 amino acids)
Biological process (GO): proteolysis
Cellular component (GO): protein-containing complex
Molecular function (GO): cysteine-type endopeptidase activity; caspase binding
Source: RefSeq, a predicted model, not a curated record
UUCAGUGACUUUCAUUUUCGAGUCUGUAGCUCUGUUCAAGGCAGCAGGAAGGGACUGAGGCUGUUACCGAUGGCUGAAUACAAGGAUGUACUUAAGGAGAUGGAAUCCGUGGGCAAAGCUAUAGCAGGUAGCAUUAUGGAUAAUUUGGUGAAAAAAAAAGUGAUAAAAUUGGAGAAAGCGGAGAGUGAAAAGUUUUAUGAUGCCAAAACUCACAUAAAGGCCCAAAUCUUGGUGGACUGUCUUCGAGGGAAGUGCCAUGAAGAAGGUCAAAAGCUUACUGAAACCUUUCUUAACAUUGACCAAAAUUCUACUGGUACACAAGAAAUCAAGGCUGGACCAGAGGAUUCAGCAGAAUCUACAGAUAUUCUCAAGCUUUGUCCAUCUGAAAAAUUCCUGAGACUCUGUAAAGAAAGAGCUGGAGAGAUCUACCCAAUAAAGGACAAAAAGGAUCGCACUCGCCUGGCUCUCAUCAUAUGCAACAUAGAGUUUCAGCAUCUUCCUCCAAGGAGUGGGGCUCAGUUUGACAUCUCAGGGAUGCAGAGGUUGCUUGAGGACCUGGGUUACAGUGUGGAUGUGAAAGUGAAACUCACAGCCAAGGAUAUGGAGUCAGUGUUGCAGGAGUUUGCUGCUCGGCCAGAGCACAAUUCUUCAGAUAGCACAUUUGUGGUGCUCAUGUCUCAUGGCAUCCUGGAUGGAAUCUGUGGCAUUAUGCACAGUGACAAAACACAAGAUGUGUUACCUUACGACACUGUAUUCCGGACACUCAACAACCGCAACUGCAUCAGUCUGAGGGACAAACCCAAGGUCAUCAUUGUACAGGCCUGCAGGGGUGCAAACUAUGGAGAAGUGUGGUUUAGUGACUCUCCAGUGGCCUUGGCAGACAGCUCUUCACAGUUGCCUGAGAAUCUGCAGGAUGAUGGCAUUUACAAGACCCAUGUGGAGAAGGAUUUCAUUGCUUUCUGCUCUUCAACACCACAUAAUCUGUCCUGGAGAGACAUCACAAAGGGCUCUCUGUUCAUCACAGAACUCAUCUGCUGCUUCCAAAAGUAUUCCUGGUGCUGUCAUCUAGAGGAAGUAUUUCGGAAGCUACGCAGAAAACCAUGAGUGCCCAGCCCAAUGUACCACUGAAGCUUUGCCCUCGAAAUCACUUCCAUAAAGAAAGGUUAGAUGAGGUGACAUGUGUGAGGACAAGCAGAUACAAUAUUGUCUAUUCAAACGAGACACUAGGGAUAUACUGUACAUUUAUUUCUUGUCAAAGGCAUAUUCAGAUUAGGGGCAUAUGAUGUGGUCUGAGUGGUCCUUGACUUAGAUUUUCAGUUUCUUCUAUGCUAUCCUGGAACAUACUCUAAGUUCCUCUCCUUGUCUAACCCAAACUGAGUUUGUAGUGUGGAUACUUAAACCUAGUGCACAUGUGUUAUCAUUUUGGAGUCCCUUUUGUAAGUAUAUUGACAUCUUUUGUUUGUAACUUUGGUGAUAUAAGGGAGGAAGCCUUGGAUAAAUAACGCUGUGACUGUUGAUUGAAGAUCUAUCCA